This is a messenger RNA of Salvelinus namaycush (lake trout), 2548 nucleotides long. RefSeq lists its product as uncharacterized. Lineage: Eukaryota; Metazoa; Chordata; Actinopteri; Salmoniformes; Salmonidae. Gene Ontology annotation, cellular component: nuclear body. The record is from RefSeq and is a predicted model, not a curated record. Gene Ontology annotation, biological process: positive regulation of DNA-templated transcription. The transcript has 3 exons. Bases 402 to 1670 code for a protein of 422 amino acids.
AGCUAGCCGGUACUCCCCAAAAAUUGUGUGAUAACUAGCACGAUAUUGUUGCCAAACAUUCUAGCUGACAUUUGAGAUAUUCUAGAUACUUCAUAGCUAAGGGACUCUAGCACCAUCAGCAGUCAUGCUUCACACUUUUGCAGCCAGGAAUUAAGACACACCUGUUUCCUGUAAUUCAGCGUCAUUUGGUUCAGGGCAACAAAUCUAGUAAUAUCAGUUUGUACCACUGUAUCAGGGGAGGCUGAUGGUAGGAGCUAUAGGAGGACGCGCUCAUUGUAAUGGCUGGAAUGGAACGGAGUCAAAUGUGGUUUCCAUAUGUUUGAUACUGUUCGAUUCCAUUCCAGAAAUUACUCCUAUAGCUCCUCCCACCAGUCUGCACUGUAUAAACCCAGCUACUGUACAUGUUGAUAAGGUGUUACCACAGUCAGCCAUCGCGUUUGAACAUUUACUGUACUGUAACUGUACUCUUUACUGCAGGAAAGCGAGAGGCCGAGCGCUCCGUCAACUGGACAGUGGAAGAGACCCAGGUGUUGCUGUGUGCCUGGAGUGACGAGCGAGUGCAGAAGAGCCUGGCAGAGAAUGUCCGGAACCGCCACGUCUUCAAACACCUCUCAGCCCGCAUGUGUGACUUGGGCUUCUCCCGCAGCCCUCACCAGUGCCGGCUCCGCGUCAAGACCCUCAAGGCCAACUAUGUCAGAGCCAAGCUGCUGAUGAGCGUGGAUGACUCCCAGCCCUGCAGUUUCAGGUACUACUCUGAGAUGGAUGCUGUGCUGGGGAGAAAUCGCGCUAUGGAAGGGACUGGAGGAGGGUGCCAUUUUGGAUCUCCUGAAGGCAUAGGAGGAUUAUUAGGAGGGUGUCAUUUUGGGUCUGAAUUGAUCGCAGAAACAGGGCGCUAUUUGGGAUCUGAAGGGAUUGGAGGACGCCAUUUUGGAUCUCCUGCGGGGACAGCAGGACGGCAGUCACGGUAUAUGGUGUCUGAGAUGAAGGUGGAGGAGGAGGACAGGGAGGCAGACGACACCGACGACUACGAGUUCAACAGUGUAGGAAUCACCACUCGGUCACUGGUUGGCCCGGGUGGAAGACGCCAUGAUGCUUUUCUAGAGCACAGCAACGACUAUCAUGAACCUGCUGUUCAUCCAUUGGAGGAUGACCGCAGCUCCAGGUCAACACCGCCACCACCCCAGCCUGCUUCCCAUUUCUCUCCACCCCCAGACCAUAGCCCCAACCUGGGCAGAGGUAUCACCAUUCCCUCCACCCAGCCCCUAGAGCCUGUGUUGAAGCACCUGGCAGACUGCUUCCAGAGGCUGGUCUCAGAGUCCCGGGGUCUGAUGGUACAGCUGGAGGGCCAGAGGCAGGAGCAGGCUCGCUGGCAGCAGGACUUGCUCUCUCAGUGGCUGGAGAGGGAGGAGACGAGGCAGCGGGAGACGGCGGACAGGGAGGACCGGAGGGAGAAGGCCCGUAUGGCGCAUGAGAUUAGGGUACUGACGCUCCUCAGUGGCCUGGCCCAGAACCAGCAUAGACAGAAGCAGACACAACAUCACAGCUGCAGCUGUUGCCACCAGUGUAGCAGGGUGGAGGCGGUAGGUGAGGCUGCUGCCGGGGCCUCGACCAUCACCAGACAUGAUGAUGGAACUGAGGACAGAGACUGGACGGACUCAGAGGCCUUAUAGAAGAAAGGGUGGGAUACAGACCUGGGAUACAGACCUGGGAUACAGACCUGGGAUACAGACCUGGGAUACAGACCUGGGUCAUCUUAAGUUCAGGGGUGUGUAAUCUGCUCAUAUACUAGGGCUGUGUUUUUGACCCCAGGUCUGGUGGGGGGGGUAAGCACUCCAUGCCUUUCAGAAUGUAUGUUGACCUCUUGUUGGAGUGUAGAGCCUACAUUAAAUACAUCUGUUUUUGUUAAUUGUUUUAUUAACCAUAAAAUGGUUUAACCUUGACGUUACGGGUUCAGUGGUCUCAGUGAAGCAACUGAAAUUCUGUAUUAUUCUCUCAACCUUUUUUUACAAUCUACUUUAUUGUCAACUUCACCGAUAAACUGUAUUGGUGUUCACAUGGUUCUCUUGUAAGGAUACUCUCAUCUGUUCUGUUCACUUUGCUGACAGGUUUGCUCCUGUGCUUCAUUCCAUUUUGGUUUCGUUUGACACCUAAUGAACACACCCCAAGUAUGUAUGAGUGUUCCUGUUGAAAAGGUGUGAAUGUCUGUCAGCCUUCUCAGACUCUGUUUUUAGGAAGUCACCAUCAUCAUCAUCAUCAUCGUCAUCGUCAGGGCUACUGCAGCGUCUCUCAUGGCCAAUAGACGUGUUGACGGCUAGUUGAAUAGGCAGGUGGUCUGAGAGGAGGUUAGCUAUUUACCACAGAGCUGCCCAACCAGGAGGUGUGAAGAACGAAACGUUGGAGGGUUGAGUUGAGGUCAAUUCACUAUCAACUCAGUCACUACGGGAACUGAAUUGAAAUUGCAAGAGAUUUGACUGAUGACUGAUGUUAUUUUUUUUUACUGAGGGUUUUUCCUAUUUGUCCUGAAUUAAUAUUAAAAAGUGCCACUUCA